AAACAAAAAAACUCAUUCGACUCGUUCCACAGAGUAGACACGCCCGCCCCUGUCUCACUUGACUGACAGCCCGUGCAGCCAAUGAGUUUUUGCCUCAGUGUAGCCGGGCCUUCCGUAAAGUAGUGCAAUAUGGCCGCGGUGACUCUUGCUUGAAAGAAAGCAGUUGAUGUUCGUUUAGACAACGCGCUUCGUCUUGCUGCACCUCAGACAUCGGCUUUUGGACAUGAAGGGAAAAGAGCGAUCACCGCUGAAGAAACGUUCCCGGGCGUCAGAUGAGAGCCGUGACCGCGGAGGAAGCCACCCGAGCGGCAGGAAGGCGGCCGCGCUGCCGCCGCGGCUAGCAGGCAGCAGCAACGGUACCAGCUCCGCACAGAGCGGCGGCGCUCCGUCCAAGAGGACUUUACACGGCGAGAAACGAGACUCGAGGGAGCCCGGCGGCCUUAAUUCUUUGAACAGACCUGGGCCUUACGAUUACGGAGCUGCUUCGUAUAACAAACCGCACGGUGGCGCUGACGCCGCCGCGGACGGUGUCGCUGCGUCCAUGUCCGGUUCACGGCCUCCGUCAGACCCAGAAUGUGAGUACAAGACUCUGAGAGUAAGUGAGCUGGGCUCGCAGCUGAACGACGAGGAGCUAGAAGACGCACUGUUUCACGAAUUUAAAAAGUUUGGCGAAGUGAGUAUUAAAAUGAGCCGAGAAAACGACCAGAAGGUGGCGCUCGUUAACUUCAGGAGGCCUGAGGACGCACGCGCGGCUAAACGCGCCCGCGGCAAGCUGAUGCUGUACGACCGUCCUCUGAAAAUCGAGCCCGUUUACCAGAACCGACACAGAAGCCGCUCGCCUGUUUGCAAAGACAGCUUCCCGUCAGGGAACAGACACUCCCAGAGGCCGCUGUCCCCUACGGCGUUGGGCUACAGAGACUACCGCUUACAGCAGCUGGCUUUAGGCCGCCUCCCCCCGCCUCACCCACCGCCUCACCUCCGGGAUCUGGACAAAGACUAUGCCCUCUAUGACGCCAGAAACCGCCCGCCCUUUAUCCCUGAAUGUGCUGUGUUCCGGGAGGAUGAGCUGAGGACCUGUGAGGAUGAGCAGAGGCCCAACAGGACUUUGUUUCUUGGGAAUCUAGACCUUAGUUUGACAGAGAACGAUCUGAGGAGGGCUUUUGACAGAUUUGGGGUGAUAACAGAGGUGGACAUAAAGUGGGCAGCACGCGGUCAGAGUAACACAUAUGGAUUUAUAAAGUUUGAGAAUCUUGACAUGGCUCAUCGUGCCAAAGUGGCUAUGUCAGGGAAACUUGUGGGUCACAGCCAAAUUAAGAUUGGAUAUGGUAAACCUACUCCCACAACCCGGCUAUGGGUGGGUGGCCUUGGACCGUGGGUCCCUCUUGCUGCUCUGGCCAAGGAGUUUGACCGCUUUGGCACAAUUCGAACUAUAGACUACAGGAAAGGUGAGGUGUGGGCCUAUAUUCAGUACGAAAGCUUGGAUGCUGCUCAGGCUGCCUGUGCCCACAUGCAUGGGUUCCCUCUGGGUGGCCCUGACAGGAGACUCAGAGUAGACUUUGCACAUAUGGAGCAACGCUACCACCAACAGCAGCAGCCGUACAUACAGCUCCCUCUCCCCCUGCCUCCCUACGACUUAGUCCCUGAGCCUUACGUCCGCCACCUUACUACAGACCCGGUGAGAUCACGAGAGAGGACUCUGCUCCCUGUUCGCUUGAGAGAAAGGGAGUUCUACUCUACUCCUGAGUGGCCUGGCCUGGGUGUUUCCAACAGAAUGAGAGGAGCAGGCUUUGAACCAUUGGAUCGUCUGGAUAGGCGUUCCCACGAUACCUGGGCAGCGGAACGUGAAAGGGAAUUGCAAAACAGAGACCUAAACUGUAAAAGGAAACAGUUGGACGAUGGCUGGCGCCUUGAUUGUUCACCUGAUGGGAGUGACUAUAGCCUGCGUCGCCAUGGUGGCUCACUGGAGCGCAGCCCUGGAGUGAGCAGCAGAGAUGGCGGACGCUGUAGUGACACUGAGCGACUUCCCCGCUCAGGCAAAUCAUCCCCUGUCAGAAAACGUAAAAAGAGCCAGGAUGCUAGUUUUAAAGAAAAGAGAACACUCAGCCCAGUUCAACCAGUUUCCAGCUCUGAGAGGAACCACAAGCGAAAAAGCAGUGACUCCUGCAAGAGUCCUGCGCAGAAAGUGGAUCGCUCAGAACGCCCUGCUGCAGCUUCGUCAGACUCGUCUUCCUCUAAAUUUGGCCAACAGGGUAAAGACGGGGCUGGGGGACAUAAACUGAGACAGGUCUGGCAGGGUGUUCUUCUGCUAAAAAACAGCAUGUUUCCUACAUCGGUGCAUCUGCUCAAGGGCGACGUGGCGAUGGCUUCCAGUCUGUUGGUGCACGGCUCCACAGGGGACCAAGUAUCUCAGCUAAAGAUCGCUCAGCGUCUGCGUCUGGACCAGCCCAAGCUGGAUGAAGUUUCUCGCCGCAUCAAGGCUGCAGGCUCAAGUGGAUGCUCCGUACUCCUGGCUGUGCCGGGGGACGCUGAGGAUGGAGGAGCCCAGGAUUCCAGCAGCUCCACUAAAAGGCCGCUAAAGAACCUGGUGUGCUACCUGAAGCAGAAGGAGGCUGCCGGCAUCAUCAGCCUCCCUGUGGGGGGUGGCCGUGACAAGGACCAUGGAGGAGUCCUUCACGCUUUCCCUCCGUGUGAUUUCUCACACCAGUUUUUGGAUGCCUCCGCCAAAGCUUUUGUCAAAUCGGAGGAAGACUACCUGGUGAUAGUCAUAAUCAAAGGAGCAGCAUAAAAAAAAAAACUUCCAAAACUAUCUGUUACUCGUGUGCUGUUGAAAUGUGAGUUGUAAAAACAGGAAUUACAGUACAAAAACAGCUGACAGGGUUUAGACUUUAAGUUGUCUAACCUGUGUGAUAGAGAGGA
Thalassophryne amazonica is the source of this 2916-nucleotide messenger RNA. RefSeq names its product RNA-binding protein 15-like. Gene Ontology annotation, biological process: regulation of alternative mRNA splicing, via spliceosome. The transcript has a single exon. Gene Ontology annotation, cellular component: nucleus. Gene Ontology annotation, molecular function: mRNA binding. Lineage: Eukaryota; Metazoa; Chordata; Actinopteri; Batrachoidiformes; Batrachoididae. The record is from RefSeq and is a predicted model, not a curated record. The coding region runs from base 224 to 2785 and encodes 853 amino acids.